Messenger RNA from Nicotiana tabacum (common tobacco), 2297 nucleotides. RefSeq names its product protein FAF-like, chloroplastic. Lineage: Eukaryota; Viridiplantae; Streptophyta; Magnoliopsida; Solanales; Solanaceae. The record is from RefSeq and is a predicted model, not a curated record.
CAUCAUAGCAAAAACAACAUAUACUGCAAUACCAUAAUAAUAUCCUCAUCUUCAUUACUGUCUUUUUUCAAUUCCUCUCUUAGCUUUCAACUAUCAUCCUUUGAGCACUCUCCUCAUUUGGAUGUUGUUGUUUGCUUAAGAAGGAAAACACUCCUAGCUAUUUGUUUUGAUCAUCUCAAGAUGUCAAUGAGUCUCAAGAACUUGAACACAAGUUUGAAGAUGGAAGAUAAGGGUAUACCACUACCCCCACCACUACCCCCAUUAUCUAAGGCAAGCACAGCAAAACAACAAGGCAUAAUGUCCAUUCUUGGAUCAGACAACAACAAAGCAGCUGCAGCUUCCAUUAGAAGAACUCUUUCAGCUGAUAUGUCAUCCAAAAAAUGGCUUUCACAAAAUGGAUUCUAUUCCCCUAUGAAGAAAAUUGGCUCCUCAGAAGAGCUUGCUAAUCUUGGACAAGAUGAUGUUUGGAAAUCAAUCCAAAAUGGUAAUAACAAAUCAGAGCCAAUUACAUCAGUUGAUGUUUGGAGCUCUAUUUUAACUCAAAAGAAAGAUGACUCAUCAUCCACAAUUCCACCUCCUUAUAUUCACCCUCUUCUUAAAAAAUCCAGCUCUCUGACUGAGAAAAGUCUUGAAAUUUGUACUGAAAGUCUUGGAUCAGAGACUGGCUCUGAGAUUAACCUUUCCUCUUACCCACCCUCUGACACUGAUGAUGACAAAGAUGAUCAUCAACAACAACAACAAGAAAAAGAAUUCAUCUCUCACUCCUUUGAGGAAUUUCCAGUUGUUAAAUAUAACCAUAACAAAAGAUCAUCAUCUACUCCUAAGUCAUUCCCUCCUCCUAUUUCUUCCUUGGCUGCUGAGGAUAAGCCCUCUGUUCACAUGCAAUCUCACAGGCAAAAUGGUAGAUUGAUUCUUGAAGCUGUUUCUGUUCCUUAUCAAAAUCUUUUCCGUACCCAACGCGUUGAUGGCCGCCUUCUUCUCACCUUAAUCAGCACUAGUCCUACUUCAGAAACAGAGGAUAAUCAAGAAGUUGCAGAGUUUGAGAAAGUGUUCGACGAAAUGCAACAAGUUGAAUAUAAUAAACCACCUCAGUUAGACUAUGAUGGUUAUGAAGAAGAAGAUGAAUAUGAAGAGGAGGAUGAAGAUGAAGAGGAAGAGGAGGUGGAGGUGGAGGUGGAGGAGAAAGAAAAUGGGACAAAAGGGAUGCAAAUUGUGCUGGAACAAAAACCAAGAUUGUCAAAUGGUAGGAUGAAUGUGAACACAUCAACAUUGAUGAUGAAACAACUUAUGGGACUAGAGAAAAAGAAUCAUCAUCUAAAAUGGUCAAACAAAGAGAAUGACAUAACCCAAGUUCCUCAUUCACUUCCACCAAUUUCAGCAGCAGCUUCUUUCAAUGCCUAUGAGUAUUUCUGGAGGAAGAAUCCCACUAUUGUUAACAACUACAAUGAUGAUAAGCAGGUUGUUGUUUCAGCCCCCAAUAGUAUUACUCCCAAUGCCAAUGGUACUACUACUACAAAGAUAGCAUCUUAUGAGCAGAAAGAUUUGGUGCUAAUGAGAGGAAACAAAGGAAACAUCAAUUAUUUGGUGCCUUUGUUGAAAGGAUGCAAAGAACCAAGGAGAUCUCUACUCAUUUGGGAGCCUCACUGCAUUGCCACCUCCUAAUCAUCAUUGUCUAAUCCCAGUUUUAAUUAAUUAGAUCAUAAUAUAUAAUCACAUAAUAAUAAUAAUAAUAAUAAUAAUAAUAAUAAUAAUAAUAAUAAUAAUAAUAAUAAUAAUAAUAAUAAUAAUAAUAAUAAUAAUAAUAAUAAAUGGAGUAAUGUAUCAUUUAGAAAUGUGAUUUUUCCUCUCUUUGUUAGUCCGUCUAGUUUUUACUCUUUUGGUCAAAAAGAGUUUUCUGUAGCCAAAUAAACAAAGAGAGAGGGAGAGAGAUAUCAAUUAUAAAUGUCUUUGAUUUUAGAGGAUUGAACAAGGAAAACAUAGAGAAGAUUUUAGUUGUUUUCAAAAUCAUCAUCUUUUAUUUAAGCCUAUGUUGUGUGUUUUAGUUUAUGAUGAUAUUACUAAACUCUUAAAUAUAUGAGCCAAGUUUGACUUGGUGGUGUAUUGUCUGUCUAUCUCAGCAUCAAAUGCGAAUUCUCCUUCUUUCUUUUCCUCUUUUUUUUCUUCCUUUUGUCCUUAGCUUUUUGUCAUUCCAAUCUGAGGUGAAGGAAUUGAGUGGCUGUGUUUUAUGAUUAUAUCUCUAAGGUUUUAUGAUAUACUUCACAAUUUAGAUGUAAUGAUAUAUUGUACAAAUAUUUUGA